Molecule: messenger RNA, 1245 nt
Organism: Apis laboriosa (Himalayan honeybee)
Lineage: Eukaryota; Metazoa; Arthropoda; Insecta; Hymenoptera; Apidae
Product: abasic site processing protein HMCES
Exons: 6
Coding region: 136-1089 (317 amino acids)
Biological process (GO): DNA damage response
Molecular function (GO): single-stranded DNA binding
Source: RefSeq, a predicted model, not a curated record
UAAAAUUUUGCUAUAUAUAUACUUCCUUUUUUUAUAUUUAUAUAAAUAUUUUUAAAUAUUUACAAAUUCCCGCCGGAUAAUAAUCCAGCGUAGGUGGCAUUAGUACAUUCAAAUGGAUAGAGUGGCGCGAGAAACAUGUGUGGUCGAGCAGCUUGUUCUUUAAAUCCAGAUAGUUUAUGUCGCGCUUGUGAUUACAAGGAUGCAACUGGCAAACGACGCACAACAUCAUGGACCAAAACUGACAUCGAAUAUAUUCCAUCUACUAAUAUCGGACCUAAAGAUGCUCUUCCUUGCAUUAUUUCCGGCUUACACUUUGGCAAAGAGGACGAACAAGUUCUUUGUGCUAUGAUGUGGAGUAUGAUUCCCCCUUGGCACGAGGGAGAUUACAGAAAACAUAAUUUGUCAACACAUAACGCGCGUUUAGAAAAUAUUAAAAAUUCCAAAUUAUACGGAACACCACUUCGUAAAGGACAAAGAUGCAUUGUGCUUUGUGAAGGUUAUUACGAAUGGAAAGCUGGAAAAACCAAAAAAGAAUCUAAACAACCAUAUUAUAUUUAUGCUACUCAAGAGAAAGGAGUAAGAGCAGAUGAUUUUUCGACAUGGAAAGAUGAAUGGUCUGAAGAAACUGGUUGGAAAGGAUUUAAACUUUUAAAGAUGGCAGGAAUUUUUAAUACGUUUAAAACUGGAGAAGGAAAAAUAAUAUACAGUUGUACAAUAAUUACAACUGAAUCAAAUAGUAUACUUUCUUGGUUACAUAAUCGUGUACCCAUUUUUUUAAACAAAGAACAAGAUUCACAGAUUUGGUUGAAUGAAAAAUUAACAAUAGAUGAAGUUGUUGACAAAUUAAAUAAAUUAACAUUAUCAGAUGGUGAUUUAAAUUGGCAUACAGUCUCAACUCUUGUAAACAAUGUAUUAUGUAAAAAUGAAGAUUGCAGAAAAGAAAAAAAGCCCAUUGAAGAGAAAAAAAACAACUCUAGUAGUUUUAUGGCUUCUUGGUUGAAGAAAGGGUCUGCAGAAUCGGCUAAGAGAAAAAGUAUGGAAACUGAAAAAAAUGACAAUGUAAUGUCAAAAAUUGCAAAGGAAAAAUAAUUUUAUCCAUAAUUACAAAUAAGAUCACUUACAAAAGUAUAAACUUUACUUUUUUUUAAUUGUAAAUAUCAAUGUUAAAAUAUUUAUUUAAAUUAUAUAUUUUCUUUUUAUUUUUAUAUUUUGUAAAACAAUAAUUUUUCUUUGUAAUAGUAUUUG